This is a messenger RNA of Apiotrichum porosum, 807 nucleotides long. RefSeq lists its product as uncharacterized. Bases 1 to 807 code for a protein of 268 amino acids. Lineage: Eukaryota; Fungi; Basidiomycota; Tremellomycetes; Trichosporonales; Trichosporonaceae. The transcript has a single exon. The record is from RefSeq and is a predicted model, not a curated record.
AUGGCAGCGGACACGCUGGCCGCAAGCUACGACACCAACGUGGGCAACCGCGGCGCAUUCAACCUCAACGGCGGGCGCAUCUUUGACCCGCUGCUCGUCGGGUACCAGGAGAUGCAGCGCGUGUGGGCCGAGACGCUCGACCCGACCAAGGCGGGGGCCAGUGGCACCGGCAGCAGCAGCAGCAGCAGCAGCGCGGUGACACGGUCUGAAAAUGUUGUCGACGGAGAGGCAGAGGCGGCGCCCGACGGCACGGACGGGGACGCCAGCGCCAGCGCCAGUGCCAGUGCCAGCGUGCGCGUGCGCGUGCCCGACUCUGGUUCCAACCCCAACUCCCACUCCCACUCCAACCUCGGCUGGUGGCCCGGGCGCUGGCCACUGGGCAUGUCGUCUGUGGGUAAGCGGGCCAAGACGUCUGAAUCCCGGGCCGCCAACGCAGAUGGGGAACAACCCCUUGCCGCUGCCGCUGCCGAAUCCCCGGCUCUUCCGCUCACGGCCCCGACGCGAGCCUCCGACACGCGCCUUCCGGCUGGCUAUGUCGAUCUGCGCGUGGGUGGCGUCGGCCUGGUGUUCGACCUCGGGUGGCGGCGCACAGACGCGGCGCUGCGCUGGGAGGUCGAGGACGUGCGGUAUGCGGCCGAGCAGAAGCGCUGGCGGGGCGCGGUGCGCGAGCAGCGGCGGCGCGGGGGGAAGAGUGUGGAUGUGGGCGUGGGUGUGGGUGACGCUGCGGGUGGUGUGGCAGAGGCCGCGGUCGGCAGCGAGGGCAAGAAGAGUGGGUGGGCGGGGGCAUCGUUCAUGGGUUCGUGGUAG